GCUGAGGUAGCCAAGCCAGCUCGCGAACGUCGACCCUCGACGGCGCAUCACCAUCAUCCCAGCCAUUGCCAUGAAUUGGAUUUGAAACGGAUACGAUAACAACUUACAGCAUUCCGUCGACAACUCUGCUCAACUCUGCCCUUUGCUGAGCCCGGACAACUUGCUGGUCUACCUCGAUCCAUCUCGGCUUGGACUCGGCUCGCUGAGAUGGCGUCGGGCGUCUCCAAGAAUCGAUUCGGAAGCAAACCCUCUACACACAUUUCAAACACAAAUUUUCGCACAGAAUCCGUCUUCUCCAAGUCUCGUUCUGCAUGAGUGACCCCUCAUAGGGUUACUUGUGCCUGGAGGAACCGCAGAGACGAGACGCAAGUCACGGCGGGGAUCUUGAUGUCGCCAAAUCGACACCUUGAACCCGCAUCACACCGUCGACAUGGACACGAGCCAAUAUGGCACUAAUAUCUUCUUGAUUAAAGGUAUUUCGUCAAUCGCUUAUCAACUGUACGAACCGGCACCCGAGCAGGCGCAAGCAUUUGCUUCGAUUGCACCAACUAUCGAGAAAUCGCUUCGAGAUGCUGGCCGUGUAGCACAUUUCGACACCAGUCGCCGCGCCUUAUGGCACUUCUAUAUCCCACGACACGAUGCGACGCAGCCGACAGCUCAUACUGAGGAGGGGGGUGCCUUGGACCAUUCAUUAGACGUAGCUGGCUUCAACCUGGUGCUCACUGAUGAAGGGUCCUUCGAACCCGGUCACCUCUUCAAGAGCCGACCUAUUGGGCAAAGGCAAACCGCCGCCAACACACCGACCCAUCCUGCUUUCAAUGGUUCCGUGCCCGAUGCAACGCUCAGAAAUGCCUCUUCAUUCGACAACACCAAUACGGCCACGCCUAGCUCUUCUGAUCCUGAGGGAAAGCCAACGCCAAUAACGUCAUCAGAUGGCAAGAUAUACAUUACUGUCAAGAUCGCGUACGAGCAAUUCAUCAGCGCCAUGCUUUCCACUGUAUCGUCGCCAAUCUGUAGGAGCUUAGCCGCUAUCCCGCUGAACCACUGUACAAUCUUGUUGAACUCCAAGAUCAUUCGACAGGGAGAGUCGAAGAACGCCUCAGGGACCGAGACAGCUGUCCUUGGAAUCUUCCGGAUCUAUCUGACAACCAACGGCACCCUGGUCAUAAGCUUUUCGCUGGUCUUGAGUGAAGACACACGUUUAUGGCGACCCAGGCCCGAACCAGACGCAAAGUCAUCACAAUGGAGAGAGAUAUGCACCGGCAUGCUGAAAGGCUGGGGCUUAUCCGGGCAUACUUUGCAAAAUUGUACGUGGGUCGCACUUCAACUCUCUCCUCGGAAGCCUGUAGACCUUCGAGCUGAAGGCAGAGGAACGCCGGUGCGGAAUUCGUCACCGCCUAUGAUCUUUUCAUGGCCUUCGAUUCUUUGUUUUAGAAAGAGAUCUGUGGAUCCACAGGCCAACCAGAGCGAAAGGACUGAUAUAGCGCUGGCAUCGAAGGAGGCAGCCGACUCCCUGACGGAAGUCAAGACCUGGUUUCAGUCCGGCACUGAGAGGGAGGAAAGCAUUGUUCAGCGACGCAAAGCAAGAGAGGCGGUUGCCUCUGCGAAGGAGGCUCAAGCCCAAGCCCCCGCUGCUCCUCAGCCAACUGAUCAGUUUCCGAUGGACCCUAGACGUGCAGCCAAUGCUGCUGCCGCCAGCGCCAUGUAUCCCACGCCGCCGGACGCUGUUCAGAAUCCACUUGGCAUCUUCACCGCACCAGCGGCAGAUGCCGUAACCUCGAGCCCUGGGCCGCCUUCGUCGGUCGCUGCGCCUGUAGAUGGCGAUGCACCCAUGGUCAACGCGGUAGUCAUGGCAGAUACCGAACCCGAUAGCUGGGAGCAAACCGACACUAAGAGAGAUCGAGUUGAUUCGACUUUCGAGGGGGAUGGCAAUCUUUUUGGAGACAUGGGCCCGGACAUGUUUGGCGACACAGACAUCACGGACGCAGACUUCAGUUUCUUCGAUGAAGAUGAUGACAAUAAUCCUCUGGACCUCAAUAUGUCUGCGCCUGACACGACGAUGACGAGCCUCCCGACGACAACGCCUGAGCCAGUUUUGUCACAAGCAGAUAUCUUACCACCUACUAUUGACGAGAUUUCUGAGGAGACGAAACCGAAGAUGGAAGCGCCAAUUUUCACCAAGCCGGAACUCCGACACGCCCGGAGCACACUGAAUGACGAGACAAGGGGACGCCCGACUAGUGAGAUUUCAAAGGCUCUUAGCAACAAGCGAGAGCCUAGCCCCUUUGACCCAGCCACCGUGUUCAAGAAGGUUCGGGCGUCUCUCGGCCGUCUCAACAACCAAUCUCUUGGAAGCCCUUCUACAGUAACAGCACGCAAAGGCAGCGUUUUUGACAGCAUCGAGUUUGAUCCUGUACUUCCUCUAGCAAGCAAAAAGUACGAGCAAGGAGGUCGUUUUGCCUGCCGAUGGACACCUACACAAUCAGACACGAGCCUCAGCCUCAAGAAGCCUCCAACUACAGAUUACCUACGAAGACAUAGCAAGUUGCAUCGCAAACCUUUUCGAACGGACAACACAAAUGCGCGCAUCCGCAGCAUCACUGAUGGCCUGGAAAACAGUAGUCUGCAAGCGAGCCCGGAUAAAAUCGAAGAGCUGUCCUCGGACGCUGAUGACAUGAGCCUCGAGUCCGACGUUGACGAAUCGCCCGAUUUGAUGGAGGAACCAACCUCGCCCUUCAAGGCAAGCACCAAGAGACUGAAUCUUGAGGACGACAUGGUGUCACACGUGACGUCGUUGAGAGAUGUCGAAUCCGUAGUGGAGGAUUCGGAUCCAUCUUUGCCGUUGGAGUUGCCUAGGAUUGCCAGGUUCGAGGUUCCUGAAGUCGCUGUUGCGAAAUACUUUGACGAUCCAGAGCCUCUUUUGAGCCAGCUAUCACUCCAAGAUGACGACAUCAUCACUGUUGCUCAGAUUCUCACCGAACAGGCGAUUUCUGGCAAUCUCUGUUUGCGUGAUGCACAGUCGGCGACCUUUAACUCCCCUGUCGCUCCCGAAACCCGCCGCCAACUAGCAUCUCUUUCCAGAACAUUAUCUCUAGUACUGCAGCAAGCUAUACCUGCUGCUCUGGGAGAUUCAACUCAAUGUCGAUUCCGAGAGCUGAUCGAAGCGUCCGAUGUCCCCCUCCUUGGACCUCCCAGUAGAGCUCAGCCUCGACCAGUGCCUCCUCGAGAUCCGAACGCUGAACCUCCAAAGCCCAACUAUCUAUUCCAAAUCCCUCCGCCUCAUCUAGAGAUCAGGCGCCUUGACUCCAAGCUGUCUGUUCUGCCAUCGACCAUCUCAUUCUGGGAGACCCUUGGUCUGGGCCCGUCUCAAGGGGUAAAGAAUAUUACUGCCGCUUGCGUGUUUCCAAAUUUAAACGGUCUCUCCGAUUUCGCCACGACGUUUCUGGGGCGCAUAAGGAACACGUAUGAGUUCCUGAAGCUGGGAGGAUUCGACAUUGUCAACGGCGAGAGUGGUCAUACAACAGGCGGGCUCGUGCCGUGGGAGGAAGAACGUUUGACUGGCACACCAACGGUUGACGGAGCAAUGCACGGCUCAAGCUUGGCUGACCGCAUGGACAGCCUGAACCAGAGUCUGCUUUCCCUUGAGGCUCGUGAGAAGAACUUUGUUGUCUUCAUCGUCUACAUACCAAGUCAUCCAGAGUCGAUCGUCGAAGCUUGCACAGCUUUCCAGCAGCUCUUCGAACUGCAUAAGAAGGCCCUUGCCGACAAGAGGCUUGCUCCAUCAAACGAGUUGGUGCUGCAACUUCUACCGGUGGAUUUUUUGACAGCAGUCUCUGGAAUGCCAACGGCUUUACCUAUUGACCUCAUCAAGUUAGCGCUGGAGACAUACGACCGAUGCACCAUAUUUGGGGGGCCUAUGCCUGCGCCUGCCAUCCUCCUCGAGCAUACCUUGCCGCGGAACAUCGAUUUCAGGCUCAAUAACACAGGGUCAUCCUCGCUUAUGCACGAAAAUACCUGCAUUCACAUAGCAUAUGCACAAAGCGUUGACGAAAGGUGGAUCACGGCAGCUUGGACGGACAACCGUGGGAGUCAGCAAAUGACGGCGUCAUACAAUCUCGGUCGAAAGGGCAAGUCAUUGUCAAGUUCGUUGAACGAAGUCACACAUGAAAUUUGGGAGACGACUCAUGACCUUAUCUCUCGAUGGAAGGUGCACUGGCGUAUCAUCAUUACUAAAUGCGGGUGCAUGGACCAAAGUGAGAUUGACUUCUGGGUAGGCUUGGCCCAGACGGAGCAGCAGGCAUCGGUCAGCUUGACGCUCAUCACGGUCGACACGAGCCCUUCGUUGCAGCUCGUCCCUCCAGCGGUCAAGGUCCCGCCUACAGCUUCGACGUCGUUCUACACCACCCCUGUUUCCACCCCUCAGCCAUCAACUGUUUCCCCGGACCAGAUCGGCACCCCCUCGACACCCAUGAAAGACGGCAGCCAGGCAAAUGCCAGCACGCCGACAGGUACGCCAGGUGGGGCGGAUGUGGCAGAACCAGCCGAGGGCGACGCAAUUCUCGUCGAUGUAACCGACCAGACUUGGGGCGCCGUGUUAUCCCACAGACUGGGUAACUCGACCGCGCCCGGAGAGCUAAGCACCUCUCUCAUCAGUGGCUACCUCGUCAAGCGGGGUGGAACCAAGGUUGAGGACCCCCCAGUCGUCAUGGAGGUCAACAUUGUAUACACAGAUGGGAACCCUCGAGCUCUUGAAGCCCUGCUCAGGGAGAUGCUCAACUAUUUCCGUGGCCUUGGGACCUUGGCACGGGCCAGGGGCAUGGUGGAUAGGGAGACGGACGUGAGGCCAUGGCAUAUCGCGGCGGCAGAAAAAGGCGUCCGGGCGCUGUAUUUACUGAUGUGA
Messenger RNA from Verticillium dahliae VdLs.17, 4900 nucleotides. RefSeq lists its product as uncharacterized. The transcript has 3 exons. Gene Ontology annotation, cellular component: mediator complex. Gene Ontology annotation, molecular function: transcription coregulator activity. The coding region runs from base 431 to 4900 and encodes 1489 amino acids. NCBI's taxonomy places the organism in Eukaryota, Fungi, Ascomycota, Sordariomycetes, Glomerellales, Plectosphaerellaceae. Gene Ontology annotation, biological process: regulation of transcription by RNA polymerase II. The record is from RefSeq and is a predicted model, not a curated record.